Messenger RNA from Fomitopsis serialis, 1281 nucleotides. RefSeq lists its product as uncharacterized. The transcript is spliced from 3 exons. The record is from RefSeq and is a predicted model, not a curated record. The coding region runs from base 61 to 1044 and encodes 327 amino acids. Lineage: Eukaryota; Fungi; Basidiomycota; Agaricomycetes; Polyporales; Fomitopsidaceae.
ACCAAACGAGGUCGCGCACUCCCACUCACCCUUAAAAUUCACGGUGGCUCACUACAGACCAUGGCUGCCGAAAUUGCCCUGCACGACAUGCAAGCAGCGAUUCAAGACAACCCCAUGCUGGCCCACAAGCGUAAUGCGGCCAUGAUGGAGGAAGGCAGAUACGAGGAUCCCAGCAUUGCGAGUUUGUCAUCUUUUGAUAAGAACGCAUGGUAUUAUCCUUCUCAUGGCUACGAGGAUACCGACAUACGCUUCGCAUCUGCGCGGGGCAACUGGGGGCGCAAGAUGGUGCAUGACGCCAGAUGGAUACGUCGAGGCAAGAUGGCUCCGUGGGCAACAGGCGUAGAGGACUGGGAGGAGGAGGAGCGGGCAAGGAAACGGAUUAAACUCUUGUUGCCACCCCGCGAACGCUCGCCCUCACCGUCCAUAGUCUUGCCCCACCUGCGUUCACCCUCGCCGCCACUCGCAGCCCCAUAUCCUACUCCGGCCGCUCAGCAUCUUUCCUAUACGUCCUUUGUAAUGGACAAGGCCGUGACGAGCUCGUUCCGGUCACGGCUCCUCGAUGAACUGGAGAGUGCAACCAAUAGUCUCAUCGAAGGCGAAGCAGCAGUGCGGCGCGCUCUUGGUCAGCUUUGGCAGGCGAUGAGCGAAGAUCCCGACCAAAUGCCUGGCGGCACGCCUGUGAUCCCCAAACGCGAGGACGAAGGCGACGGCGACGACGAGAAGGAGCGCAGACUGGCGCGAGCACCAGACCUGACGCCUGUGGUUCACAAACUCUUCCUGUCAGCGACGUCGGGCCGGGUGACACCGUCAUACGACGGUGUCACGUACACUCACCCGGAUAUCCAGCUGGAUAGUCUGGAAAAGUCGAUGGCGACCUUGCGGGAGUUGCAGGAUGAUGGGCGGGAGUACGUGGAGCGCUUGGAAGAGAUCAGGGAUGGCUUAGGUGAUGUGCGGAUACAGAGGAACGGGGUGUGGGAUGUGGUUCGCAAGAAAGCCAUCGCAGAGCUGCAAGACGCCGCGGCGAACUCCGCUGCCGCGCUAUAGUUCGCGACAUUACUUCAACGAUCACUUUGAGCGGUGCUUGUACUCGCAGAAAUGGACUUGUUGGGUUAGCUCGUGACAGCAGCUCAUCAAAACAUUCGACGCGUACGAGAUGGUUGUGUCAGAGAGGUAUCGAGUGCUGGUGUGCUGCGAGAAUGUCCAAGUGGCAGAAUCCGCACUACGUCACCGCACCGGCGCUCAAGCGAUCUCAGAGAUGGGCGCUAAGGCGAUCAAAGACCC